AUGAUGGACUUAAAAGGCGCAUCGGCGAACCGCGUGGUUCUCAUCCUCGUUAUAAUGACCCUCCACUCCUUCGGCGAAGGCUCGGGAGUCGGUGUCUCCUUCGCCGGCCCUCGCGGCCUGUCGCAGGGGCUGCUGGUAACCAUCGCCAUCGCCGUGCACAACGUCCCCGAAGGCCUCGCGAUGACUCUCGUCAUGGUCGCGCGCGGCGUGCGCCCGCGCAACGCCAUGCUCUGGAGCGUCUUCACGAGCCUCCCGCAACCGCUCGUCGCCGUCCCCGCGUUUCUCGGCGCGAACACCUUCACGCAGUUCCUCCCGCUCUGCAUGGGCUUCGCAGCGGGGUGCAUGAUAUGGAUAGUUUUCGGCGAGGUUCUCCCGGAGUGCAUUAAAGAGGGCGCGAAUUCCUCCCACGUGGCCUCAGCUGCUACUCUCUCCGUCGCGUUCAUGGAGGCGCUAGGAGCUUUCCUCGAAGGCGCGGACGCGCCUGAAAGCUGGCACCGCUUAGUACCGAUCGCUUGGGCGCUUCUGUUCUUCCUGGGGCCGCUCAUAGGUUCUGUACUCCCGCUUCUCCUCUCCCAUUCACUCCCUGCCCCUGUCUCGCCGCCUCUGCUAUCCGGCCUGGCGGGAGGGGCGCUGCUUGGUUUGGCGCUGUGGCAGCCGGUGCAGCUGCUGGUAACCGGGCAAAUGGAGGUGCUGCCGCUGCUGUCAGUUUUCUACGUGGGCUGUGUGCUGCAUUAUUUCUGUGCCAGUAUGGGCCGGGGCUUGGGGGGUGGGUGCGUGGGUAACGCGCAGCAGAAGGUGCAAGGCGGUUUUAGUGACGUUCAGUAUGGUCAUGGGCUGCAGCAGUGGGUCGGGGACGGGGAUGAGAAGGAGGUGCUCCGGGCGUGCAAGCCGAGCCUGCAGCUGAGCUACGGGAUCCGAGCCUCCAUGCUGGUCUGUGUUGCUGUGUCAGGCCAUGCGUUCGCGGAGGGGCUUCUGCUGGGGCAGAAAGCAGUGCCAGGAGGGGACCUAGGAGGCGAAUUAGGAGCAAGGGGAACAGGAGGAGGGGGAGUAGGAGAGAUGGGGAUGCGCAUGCUGCUUCCAGCAGCCAUUCACGGCGUGCCACGUGGCAUUGCUGCAGCAGCCGCUGCACUGGGUUCGUUCUCCAUCACUCGGUCCACCCCGGAGCUUCCCCUAGCAGCUGUUCCCUUAGCUCUCGCAUCUGCGGCUGUAGCGGGGCUGGCUGGACCCAUCGGUGCUGUAGCAUCCUUCUUUUUGCUUCAUAGCUUUGGAACUGGGCUGCUGAACUGGCUUGUGCUAGCCUGUGGGUUACUGGCCCCUGCAGGGCUGGAUCAACUGCUGCCUGGAGGGUUGUGGGUGGCUAGUGGGAGAGGAGUUGCGGGUGGAAAGGGAGGUGAAUGGGGAUGGAGUGUUUUGGACAGGAGACGAGUGGUUGUGGGGGCGGUGUUGGGAAUCAUGCUUGUGGUGGUGAGUUUUAUGGGGAAGAGGACGAUAUGUGCGCACUCUAGUUACUGUAAUUCGGCUCCGGUGGCGCUGACAUGA
Messenger RNA from Closterium sp. Yama58-4, 1539 nucleotides. Lineage: Eukaryota; Viridiplantae; Streptophyta; Zygnematophyceae; Desmidiales; Closteriaceae. The record is from the annotation of a GenBank genome assembly.